Messenger RNA from Pecten maximus, 1367 nucleotides. RefSeq lists its product as uncharacterized. The transcript has 5 exons. Bases 432 to 1040 code for a protein of 202 amino acids. NCBI's taxonomy places the organism in Eukaryota, Metazoa, Mollusca, Bivalvia, Pectinida, Pectinidae. The record is from RefSeq and is a predicted model, not a curated record.
UGUCAAUAGCUAGGCUAGGUUUCUUUAACAUGUGUUUUCCUUGUAACCCAAAAAAUACAUAAUUAUAUGUCAAUAUAAAUUAGAAUAUAAGGAAGCUACAUACUGGCUAGAAAGAAAAUCAUUGAAAUUUACCGCUCAAAGUUAUAGAUACUUAGUUAAAAUGGCUUCAUUCGGCUCAACUCGGCAGAUUCCGGUACCCUACUUCUAACUGUAGGGUAUGGGAAUCUGCCGAGGUGAGCCGAAUGAAAAUGGCUUGUUUCCGAUGGGUUGCUUACAGGGAGGACAAUGGCAUGACGUCAUGAUAGGCAACACAUAUAAACCCAUUUGUGACGUCACGUACUUGUUGCUGAGCUGUUUAGCAACCGGUAAAGAUGGAGAUGAUCAGUCUCUCCGCUAAUAUUAACAUUUUAUGUUAAAUCUUGCCUACCACGAUGGAUAUCAAGUUAUUCUUGGUACUUGUGGUAAUGCUUAGCGCAUUGCAGCAAGGUCCUGCUGCUUAUCGGGACUUUACGUGUGUGGAGCCCGAACCAGGAUUUGCCAAAAGAAUGUUUUAUUACUUCACUGCGAGAGAAAUUGAAAGAAUGUGUCCAGCGCGAGCCGAUCUUAUAUGGCGAAUUGGAAGUGAGGUAUUUUGUAACCUCCUCGGCAUCCUUAUAACCAUACUGCUGGGUUAUGCGCCAACGAUUAGAAACAACACCAGAGAGAGAUGGACAGCCAUGGUUUCCAUGUUCCAGGAAUGGAGAACUCGUCCUUCCCUCUGUCCCCACUGCGGAACAGCUCCAUGUCAGGUGAAGAGGAGAUCACUCUGGAAGCCCUCCGGCUCCCGUAAAAAGGACAACGCCAAUUUCAAGCAGCGGUCAAACGCAAUGAUGCUGUUUAACUAUGGGCUAGAGCUGUCUGCGGUGCUUACAAAGGAACUCCCCCAGGAUGACCUGUACUGGCAGAGGAAAUUCUGUCAUGAAUUCGAGGAGAAACAUAUGGUUCUUUUCCCAUUGUGUAUCCAGAGGCAAAUCAACUACUGGUAUCCCGUCCCUCGCUAGAUUGGUUGAGAAGAACCACAAGGUGGAAUUUCCAGGAGUGACGUCAUCGAUGAUAAUGGCGUGUUUUGGAUUUGUUGUUGAUUUCAAGAUCAGUUCCGAUAGAAUCGAUCUUAACCGGCGAUAACUUUUGAUAUUGUUUUCAUGUUCGCACAUUGGUCGGUCUACCUCUGUGUAGGUAUCUGAUGAUGAAAUGUAUCAUAUGCUUGUGGCAUUACUAAUUAAAGAUAUGUUGUUAUUUGCUAUUAAAGAGUUGUGUUGAUUAAUCGGAUUGUCGGGGUGUUGGCUACAGCAUAUAUUGCUAAGUUCAAAAAUAAUUAAUCUCGAAAA